CACAUCCUGCUUAUCAAUAAUUGAGGCGCGCGCCGGCGAACAGACGGAGCUUCCCCCCCUCGCGCGCUGCUAUGAGUGCUGCUGUCCGUCCGCUCGGCGCGCGACUCUCCCUCUGUGCGUUCUGGAACAGGAGCCGCUGACAGGUGAGACAGGAGGAAGAGAACAGGUGUGACCGGGACUGGACCGGAGCGAAUGUGUCCGGGUUGGAGCUUACUUUUACUCUAAGAAGAAAGGAGCGGCUCCUGCAAGUUUAAACUUCUGUUUUUUGUUUUUUUUUCAUUAAAGUGGAACUAUUUGGUUGUGUUUGUGGUUCGGCAUGUUGGCGCUGUGCCUGCUUAGUGCCGCCUGGCUCGCUGCUGGCCCGGUUAGAGCUCAAAAUGAGACCGAGCCCAUCGUGCUGGAGGGGAAAUGUUUAGUGGUGUGCGACUCCAACCCGACUUCAGACCCGACGGGCACCGCGCUCGGCAUCUCGGUGCGCUCCGGCAGCGCGAAGGUGGCUUUCUCUGCUGUCCGGAACACCAACCAUGAACCCUCUGAGAUGAGCAACCGGACCAUGGUCAUCUACUUUGACCGGGUUUUAGUAAAUGUUGGGAGGAAUUUCGAUGAGGAACGAAGUAAUUUCAUCGCACCACGGAAAGGAAUUUACAGUUUUAACUUCCACGUAGUCAAAGUCUACAACCGCCAAACAAUACAGGUGAGCUUGAUGCACAACGGCUGGCCUGUGAUUUCAGCAUUCGCUGGCGACCAGGAUGUGACGCGUGAGGCUGCCAGCAACGGAGUUCUGAUCCAGAUGGAGAAGGGAGACCGGGCCUACCUCAAACUGGAAAGAGGAAACCUGAUGGGAGGGUGGAAAUACUCCACCUUCUCUGGCUUCCUGGUGUUCCCAUUGUAGAGAGGAAGGAGAUCAGAAGGAGCAGGGGAUGGAGAGAAAGGAGGAGGCGCCGCUGGAAGAUGGAAAGUUCAGAAGAAAAGAAGGACACACGAUUUGGAAGCAGAAAAGAAUGAGAAAAGAGGAGGCUUAACAACAAACUUCUGUUUGUACAGGAGGAAGAGGGGGAGAUGUUUGGGGGAUUUGAGAUCAGGUUUAAUUCUAGGGAUAAGAAAAGCUGGUGCUUGAGAGAAAAUGGCCACCGUCCUCGCUUCAGUCCCUCCUUUCAUCCAUCCCUUCAUCCAACAUAUCCUCUCUUUUUUUUGUGGCUUGACUGCAGCUUUGGACAGCCAGAACUUUUUUUAAUUCUCUGCAGAUAAUUUUAAUGUGUCAGAUUAUAAAAAAUCUCUCCUUUCCUCUUGACUCCUUCCCCUGUCAUUCAUCAACACCCUUUAUUCAUUCAUCACCUUCAACAUCAACUUUGAAGAAUGUUUCUUAAGCUGCUCCUCCAAUGCUCCUAUUUAAUGUAGCCAUAUUUGUCGCCUUUUUGUUUUCUCUUGCAUGACAAGGUUUGAUCUUGGUUUCUGAUUUGUUUUCCGAAUAAAAACUGAACUAGAAUUUUAUUUAAAAUAACAGGAAACACAAACCUCUGAUCAUGUAUCCAGCCUGAGGAUAUUUCCCCUCCUUUUAGACGUAUUAUUUUUUUAAAUAUAAUUUUUGGCUGUAAUUCAACUGUUAAAGGUCAAUCAAACUCAUAACUUUAUUGUCUUUUCCUGCCAUCAGAGGGUUGUAUUAUGUUCUGGACAUCACAGAACUAAAGUUUUAAAAAUUAUUUUGGUUUUAGUUUGUUACCUAAAUGUUUUGGAUCAUUCAACACAUUUUUUUGAUUAGUCAGAUGACCUAGAAAAAAAUACAAAAAAACAAAAAAAAAUAUUUUAAACAAUUUCAUUUAUAAAAAAAACAACUAUUUAAACCAACCUGACCCAAACAGAAAAAAUAAAAAAGCACUUUGUUUUUAAAACCCUGAUUUCAGUGUAGCCAACAACACGUGAUCACAGAGCCUGAGAAAUAGGAAAUCUAUCAUUGGGAUCCGUUUAAGAGCACUGAGUUGACUAAAUCUCAGUAGCCAAUACACUAGUUACAACCUGAAGAUGAGAUGGGUACCAAAAGUCAAGAAAUGCAUCUAAACAGCCAGGAGCUCAGUAAAGAACCUUAACAAAAACAUCUAAAGGAUUCAACUUGCUAAAUUAAGGUCAAAGUUCAUGUUGGAAAAAUAAAAAAGAGAGACUGGGAGAAAAUGGCCUCUGUAGGAGAGCUCCAAGUCCAGAACCACUGCCGACUCAAAGCGCCACGUCUCAGUUAUGCCAAGAAAAAUCAUGAUGAUCCUUAAGACAAUAUUCUGUGGGCUGACAGGUCAUAAGUAGGUCUUUGUGGACGUGCAUCUUAUUGCAUAAGUUGUAAAACAUGCAGCAUUUUUGAUGAUGAAUGCUAAGCUACUCACAUGGUGUUAGUAAAUUGGUAUUGCUUUGCUGCCUCAGGACCUAGAUCACCAAAUUUAAGUCAUGGAACUAGGAAUUAUGUUCUUUAAGCCGAAUAUCUGGAGGAGGACUUUUAUCCAUAGCACCUUAUCAUGCACUCAUUAUCAGUUAUUGAUAUAGAGGGCAGGAUAACUAGCUGUUAGGUUUCUGUGGUUGCUUUUUGCAGUAUUUUUUAUGUAUAUUUUUAUUUUUAUUUUUUUCCCUGUAAUGAAAAAUUUGAAUUAAAAAUAGAAUUUUUAGGUUAAUUUGUCGAUAUAAUACAUUUAUGUUUAAAACACGGCAUAAUUGAGAAAACUCUAAGGAAGAAAAUACUUUUUGGAUCUCUGUGUGGAAUGAUUAGUUUUACAGGUUACCUUUGAUGAAAACCUUAAAAACAGUUCCUCAGAAAAUUUAAAUUACAUUAAAAUAUUACAUGUGCCAUAUAUAUAUAUAUAUAU
Messenger RNA from Cyprinodon variegatus (sheepshead minnow), 2843 nucleotides. It is a transcript of the gene cbln1, whose product is annotated as cerebellin-1. NCBI's taxonomy places the organism in Eukaryota, Metazoa, Chordata, Actinopteri, Cyprinodontiformes, Cyprinodontidae. The record is from RefSeq and is a predicted model, not a curated record. Gene Ontology annotation, molecular function: protein binding. The transcript is spliced from 3 exons. The coding region runs from base 317 to 892 and encodes 191 amino acids. Gene Ontology annotation, cellular component: glutamatergic synapse; synaptic cleft.